ACAAACGAACGGACAGGAUGGCGGCAUGUGGCACCGGCGAGUUCACAUCAACGUACCAAACUUCCUCAAACCGGUCUCAGCCUCCAACCAGGCUACCACUCCAAACACUCGCCCUUCUCUCAUGGCGCCGCCUCUCGCCGCCGCCAUCCACCGCCUUCCCCUUUCCAACCUCCGCCACCUCCUGUCGUCCCACCACCUACGCCUCUGCUCCUCCCACUCCCCCUCCGACCAAAGCGACUUCGAGCCAGACCCCGACCACCCCCUCCCACUGCCUGCCGCCACCGACGACGACGGCGAGCUCGCCUCCUUCGUCCAACGCAUCUCCAGCGCGGCCUCCUCCGCUUCCUCCCCGAAGGACGCGCUCUCUCUCCUCCUUUCCAACUCUCCUACCACGGGCUCAUCGCCAGCCCCAGCAUCCCCCGCUCUCCUCGUCCGCACGGUCUGGGAGCUGCGCUGCGACCCGGACGCCGCCGCGCUCGCGGUUCGCUACGGAGACGAGUGCGGCGCCGUGGCUGGGGCCGAUGGGGCGGGCGCAGGGCCGCCGGCGGCCGAGGCGUGGCACCUGGCCGUGUGGGCCGCGGGAAAGGCGCGGCGGUUCGACCUCGCGUGGGCGGUCGUGCGGCGCAUGCGGCGCCGCGGGGUGCUCACUCGCCGCGCCAUGGUCAUCCUGAUGGAGAGGUGCGGUCUCUUGAACGGAAUAUGUCUUCAUUUUGUGGCUUCUGCAUUGUAUGCAGCUGCCAAUGAAGUGAAUAAAGCAAUCAAAACAUUUGAUGUGAUGGAGAAGUUUAAAGUCGAAGUAGAUCCAACUGCAUUUUACUCCCUUCUCCGUGCUCUUUGCAAAAGCAAAAACAUAGAGGAUGCUGAGGAGUUGCUUCUUCUGAGAAAGAAAUUCUUCCCACUUACUGCAGAAGGUUUCAAUAUAAUUCUAGAUGGUUGGUGUAAUGUGAUCACUGAUGUGGCUGAAGCAAAGAGAGUUUGGAGAGAAAUGUCCAAUUACUGUAUUACUCCUGAUAAUAUAUCCUAUACUCUCAUGGUCAGUUGUUUCUCAAAAGUAGGAAACCUUUUUGAUACAUUGAGGAUUUAUGAUGAAAUGAAAAGGAGGGGCUGGACUCCUGGUAUAGGUGUUUACAAUUCACUUGUCUAUGUUCUGACAAGAGAGAAUUGCAUGAAGGAUGCACAAAAUAUAUUCAGCAAACUUAUAGAUGAAGGUAUCCAACCGGAUGUUGAAACAUACAAUAGUAUGAUAGUUCCACUUUGUGAAAGUUCUAAGCUUGAUGAAGCACGAAUGGUGAUGGAAAGCAUGAUACAUAAGGGCAUUGUUCCAACCAUUUCGACGUACCAUGCAUUUUUGAAGCAAGAAGGCAUUGACGAAUCACUGAAGCUCUUGCAAAAAAUGAAGGAAGAUGGUUGUGGCCCUAAGGGUGAUACAUUUCUCAUGCUUAUAGAUAAAUUUUUUCUACUGAACGAGUCUAGAAAUGCUCUCAGAGUAUGGAAUGAAAUGAGAAAAUAUGACAUUAACCCUGCUUGUUCACACUAUAUGACCGUGGUCCAAGGUUUAGUAAAGCAUGGAUGUAUACCAAGAGCUUUAGAGUACUAUGAUGAAAUGAAAGAAAAGGGUUUUGCUUCUGAUACACAACUUGACAAGGAAUUCGAAACCUUUCUUUUGGCCAACAGAGACCACUGGAGAGGACCUGGCAAAUACAAUAUCAUUCCCCAACGGAGCAAACAUUUUACAAUGCGGUCAAGAAUGCAAUAACAAAUGUGUUCAAUCGAAUUUAGUUAUACUGUGUUUUCUGAUAUGGGGGACUUAAUUACAACAAAGUAGAAUUUUGACCAGUGUGAGGUACGUUUAUUUGACCUGUGCUUGAACCCUGACUAUUGCGCAUAUAUUAAUGUUUGUGUGAAUCUAACACAGCAUUUGCUUGUGUUGCUGCUUCUGGAAUAAUAUUACCUUUGAACUUA
Messenger RNA from Panicum virgatum (switchgrass), 1962 nucleotides. RefSeq names its product pentatricopeptide repeat-containing protein At1g80880, mitochondrial-like. The transcript is spliced from 2 exons. NCBI's taxonomy places the organism in Eukaryota, Viridiplantae, Streptophyta, Magnoliopsida, Poales, Poaceae. The record is from RefSeq and is a predicted model, not a curated record. The coding region runs from base 26 to 1756 and encodes 576 amino acids. Gene Ontology annotation, molecular function: protein binding.